Molecule: messenger RNA, 3501 nt
Organism: Colletotrichum chrysophilum
Lineage: Eukaryota; Fungi; Ascomycota; Sordariomycetes; Glomerellales; Glomerellaceae
Exons: 2
Coding region: 1-3501 (1166 amino acids)
Biological process (GO): protein transport to vacuole involved in ubiquitin-dependent protein catabolic process via the multivesicular body sorting pathway
Cellular component (GO): ESCRT-0 complex
Molecular function (GO): protein binding
Source: RefSeq, a predicted model, not a curated record
AUGUCGACCGUCCCCUUCAGGGUCAAGGCCCUGUUCGAAUACUCUUCGCCCCACGACGAUGAUUUGCAAUUCCCCGCCGGCGUCAUCAUCACUGUGACCGAUGAGGAGGAUGCCGAUUGGUAUGGCGGGGAAUACGUCGACGACUCCGGCUUCAAGCACGAAGGCAUCUUCCCUCGCAAUUUCGUCGAGAAGUUCGAGCCUCAGGCCCCGCCUCGCCCGACGAGAACGCGCAAGAAGGAGCCCGAGGUCACAUCUCCCGCCUCCGAGCCGAGCGCGCCAGCUCCCCCUCCCGCUCAGCCAGAGCCCCUGCCCGUCCAGGAACCCGAGGUUCAAGAAGAGCAAUCUGCGCCGUCCGUCCCGGCUGCUCUCCCCGCCUCGCCCGAAGCUCCCGCAGCUCCCGAACCCGUGCCCGUUAAGGCACCCGAGCCUGUCCCUGAGCCAACCCCGGCUGCUCCGGCCCCGAAGCCUAGCGAGCCUCCUGCGGCAAAGUCGCCCCCCAUCGCCAAGGCAUCUCCUGCUCCUUCGAAGCCGGGACCGCCCCCGAAGCCUUCCAGCAAUGCAUUCAAGGACCGCAUUGCGGCUUUUAACAAGGCUUCUGCUGCGCCCAUCACACCUUUCAAGCCCAGCGGGUUGCCUGGCGGAACUGGUUUCAUCAAGAAGCCCUUUGUUGCUCCGCCGCCUAGCCGAAACGCAUAUGUACCGCCUCCCCAGCAGGCCCCAAUUGCAAAGGUCUACCGGAGAGACGAAGACCCCGAGAUACAAGAGCGAGAGGCGGAAAACCAAGAGACUGCCGAGAAGGCGGCGCCGGCUGCCGCUGCGACCGAGGAAGGCGAAGAUGCCCCGAAGCCGUUGAGUUUGAAGGAGCGCAUGGCCUUGCUUCAGAAGCAGCAGUUGGAGCAGGCCCAGCGCCACGCAGAUGCCGCCGCAAAGAAGGAGAAGAAGCGACCCCCGCCCAAGAAGCGUACCGACAGCCAGGAGGCUACUGAGGAAGCUGGAGGAGCUUCGGCUGCGGCGCCUGAGAGCCAGGACGCUGAUCAGGCGGCGGCACGAAGCUCUAUCGACUCUCCUCGCAUGCCACCACCCGCACCCAGGCGCAAGUCCUCCCGAGGCCCUGCUGCCGACGAUGGAAACGACGCCGAUAUGAGCGGUGCCGGCGAUACCACCGAAGGACAGGAAGACCUCACUGAGCGGGACGACAGCGAUGCGGCGCCGCGCCCCAUCCCCCGACCGCAAGUUGCGUCGCCUACCGAGACACGUCAAGAGGACGCACAGGAGGAGGAAGAAGAGGAAGAGGACGACAUGGACCCCGAGGUCCGCAGGAAGGAGGAGCUUCGUGCGAGAAUGGCCAAGAUGAGCGGUGGCAUGGGCAUGCAUGGCAUGUUCGGAAUCCCAAUGGGUGCACCGGCCCCGCCGAGGAAGAAGAAGGUCGAGAAGCCUGCUGAGGCACCUGCGGAGGAAGAGCGUGAGGAGGCGACGUCUCCUGUUGGACGCGUGCCGGUGCCGGGUAUGAUGGCAUUGCCCGGAAUGGGCGUCCCGAAAAGACAAGAGGAGCCUGUUGAGGCCGAUGAACCCGAGCGCCCUACUUCUUCCAGAGCUCCGCCACCCCCUCCGCGAACGGCCGAAGAGGCACAGGAGGAGGCCGUCACGAGCCCUGCUCCCACACGUGAGCUUCCAGGAACAAUUCACAGAAUCAUCUUUAACCAGCCAACAGUGCCCGCUCGCGAACCCGCUGGUGCACCCCCUGUACCGGGAUCCAGACCUGCGCCACCUGCAGUGCCGGCUGAGGGCCGACCUCCCACGGCUGGGCUUAAGUCUCCCAGCGAAGGUUCAGUGUCCGAUGACGAACUGUCGGGUGGUGCUCAAGAUACGCCAAGGCCCGAAGAGAGCACACGCGCCCCUCCUCCUCUGCCACCGGUCGCCACAGGUGCCUCGGUUCGAUCGCCGCCUCCUAUCCCAGGUAGCGAGUUCUCGCCAACUUCUCCUACCGGUGCUGCAAACAAGCGCAUGAGCAGACCUCCACCACCUAUUCCCGGAGCCGCGCCAGCUAUUCCGCCAGCACAGUCUCGGCCGCCGCCGCCUCCUCCUCCGGGAGGGUCGCUGAGUCGCCAGUCGACACAGGACAUGCAUGUCGCGUCACCGAUUUCCCCUCCCAUUCGCCCUCCCCAACAGGGCGAAGAGGAAGACGAUGAGGUUACUGAAUAUGAGGGCGACUACGACACCGACAUUGCCUCGUCGGUUCCGCAUAAGGAUGCUCUCAAGGCUCAUGCGCGAGACUCGAGCAUUGAGGAUAACACAUCCGUCAGAUCGCCCGUGUCUGAUGCUCCACCAUCAAUGCCACCUCCAAUCCCCACUGGUGCCGCUCCCCGCGCCGUCCCGCCUCCUAUUCCGUCUCAGCCCCCACCCCCGCCUGCCGACAAGCGACGAUCUAUGGAUGUUCCGCGCGGAGCUCCCCCGCCUCCGCCACCUGGGAAGGAGCCGCCCGUUCCCCAGCAGGACGACGAUGAGUACGACCCAUACAACUAUUCAGCACCCAGGCUGCCGUACCAGCGCACGCCAAAGAUCGAGGAGGAGAGCUACUUCCAAACCGAGUCACCACCUCUGCCUUCUCCUGCGCAGUCAAGAGGUCCCCCACCGGCGCCCCCUACAGGUCGCGCUCGACAGUCCUUGGAUGUCUCGAGAGCUUCCAUGUCUCAGCGCCGAUCUAUGGAUGCUUACAGACCUUCCGUCUCUGUCGAAUCUGGCUUUAUUGCUAACGAUGUGGACCUGGCGAAGCAAAGCGGAUGGUGGCGCCAGGAGAAGACUGUACCGCCCGUGUUCCAGGGAAGAAAGGACCUCUACUUUGAGACGGACGAGCAGACCCAGGGCUCUCAGGUCACGCGUACGGUCUACGUUCUUUUCCAGGAUUACUCGCAGACGAUUAUCACGGUUCAAUAUGACCAAAAUAACGCCGCGGAUGUCAUAAUUGACCAAAGACACGACUCGCCUCCUAGAGCCCUUCGUCAGGAUGAGCUGGAGCAGUCUUACGAGCGUUUUGGACGUCCGAUCGCUGACGCGGUCGCCUCUAAGAAGGAGACUGUUGUCGCCGACGGAACACCGCAGGGCCUGAUUCUCGAGCUCCUGAAGCCAUUCAACGAUGUUCUUGCCCCUAUCGGUACCAGAGCAUACGGCGCUCUUGUCUAUUCCAACAUGGCCAACGCCUCAACGCAACAAAAUGACCAAAUUCGUGCCGGAGACAUUAUCUCAAUCCGCAACGCCCGCUUCCAGGGCAAGCAUGGACCAAUGCACGCCAAAUAUUCGAUGGAGGUCGGCAAGCCCGAUCACGUUGCCAUUGUCUCCGAGUGGGACGGAACCAAGAAGAAGGUUCGCGCCUGGGAGCAGGGCCGUGAGAGCAAAAAGGUCAAGGUGGAGAGCUUCAAGCUCGACGACCUGCGCAGUGGCGAGGUCAAGAUCUGGCGUGUGAUGCCCCGCAGCUGGGUUGGAUGGAACAGCCCGGCGUCUUAG